Molecule: messenger RNA, 3116 nt
Organism: Galeopterus variegatus (Sunda flying lemur)
Lineage: Eukaryota; Metazoa; Chordata; Mammalia; Dermoptera; Cynocephalidae
Gene: IRX6
Product: iroquois homeobox 6
Exons: 6
Coding region: 1320-2657 (445 amino acids)
Biological process (GO): neuron differentiation; cell development; regulation of transcription by RNA polymerase II
Cellular component (GO): nucleus
Molecular function (GO): DNA-binding transcription factor activity, RNA polymerase II-specific; RNA polymerase II cis-regulatory region sequence-specific DNA binding
Source: RefSeq, a predicted model, not a curated record
GGACACAGCGGGCUGCGCGUGCGAGGCAGUGAAGCCUCGCCUUCGCCUUCGGAGGAGAUGCCCCAGGGUCCUAGCCCGCGGUCUGCAGAUUCAGGGGUCAGACUUGGCGCGUUGCCAGGCCAUGGCCGCGGGGUCCUGAACCUCCGCCUCGAGGGGGCGCUAUUCGGCCUAUUCGAGGGCCAGGCGCUGCAGAGAAGCCUCAGGGUCAAGGCCCUGGCCAAGGCCAGGACUUGGAGAGCUGGAAUCUAGCCAGCGUCCUGGGGAGACUGAGGAGUGGAGCCAGAUCCCCAAGGACCAAGAUGGGCCGACCAGUGGGAUCCACCGACUCUGCUCGGAGCUGCUUCAACGAGCUCCGGGCCUGUGGCGCGAACAAACUUUCCUGCAGCGGAGGGGCGGAGGAGCCGGGCUGGAGGCUUCUCCCCCGAGCCUCUGCUCUCCUCCACCUGCCAGUGCUCAGCCUCCGCCCAGCCUUCGCCCACCCCAGAUCCCUCCCCGCCCCCGCGCGCCUCUGUUCCCUUAGACUCCUCGUCUCUCUCCUCCCACCCCCCUUUCCCUCUUGCCUUUCUCCCCCACUUUUCUCCUGUCUUUUCUUUUAUAUUCUCUCCUCCUUCGCCGCCUCGGUUGCUUCUCGCCUCCUCUGGGCUGCAAGGGAGGAGGUGAGCGCCCGGGGCCUGCGCGGCGCAGAGGGAGGCGUUUCUCCUACUUCUCCCGGGUAAUUUGGAGAGAUUGUAUGUGUGUGCGCGCGCGUCAGCUUGAGGCGAAAAGGGGUAGAAUCCAGCGCCGAGCAGAGAGGGUCAGGGUCUUUGAGGUUCCUCACCAGCUGCACAAACCUCCCCGAGCAAGUGUGAGCGUGGGUGAGAGUGCGCGCGCGCGCACGGGCUGGCUGCACUUGGCACGCUUGGUGACCCGGGGCCCCGGGGCCCGGGGUCCCGUCUGGCGGCCCGGGAUUACCGUGACGUCACAUCGAGCCUCUGGCCACCUUGGAUUGGGACAUCUCGGGAGCCUCACAGCCCCGCGCCGCGACUCACCUCGCCACCGCGCGCCUUUGGGAACCCGCACCUUCUUCCUUCUCCUGCCCAUCCAUGGGCCCUUCUGUCUUCCGGACCCUACGGGCCGGAGGGGCGCCUUGCGGAGCGCAGGGCACGGCAGCAGGGCUGCCCUCGGCUCUGCCGCCAGUCGCGCCAAGCGGGCCGAGGAACCGACGCUGGGCGUCCACAGCCGUGUAAGGAACCGAGGCGCCGCACGACUGGGGGCGCCGAACCGCGGGGCUAAGACGGGAACUCGCAAGAGAAGAGGGAGGCGGGCCGGGGACAGCCACCAUGUCCUUCCCGCACUUUGGACACCCGUACGGCGGCGCUUCCCAGUUUCUGGUGUCUGCAAGUUCCAGCGCCACUUGCUGCGAAUCCGCCCCACGCUCGGUCUCAGAUGUGGCUUCUGGGUCCACCGUGGCGCCGACUCUGUGCUGCGCACCCUGCAAUAGCCGGCUGCUGGGCAGUGCGCGGCCAGAGCUGGGUGCUGCCUUGGGCAUCUAUGGAGCCCCCUACGCGGCCGCUGCAGCUGCCCAGAGCUACCCUGGCUACCUGUCCUAUGGCCCGGAGCCGCCCGCAUUGUAUGGGGCGCUGAAUCCACAGUAUGAAUUUAAGGAAGCUGCAGGGAGUUUUACACCCAGCCUGGCACAACCAGGAGCCUAUUAUUCCUAUGAAACCACUCUGGGGCAGUACCAAUAUGACCGGUAUGGCUCCGUGGAGUUGAGCGGGGCUGGGCGCCGGAAGAACGCCACCCGAGAGACCACCAGCACGCUCAAGGCCUGGCUCAACGAGCACCGCAAGAACCCCUACCCCACCAAGGGCGAGAAGAUCAUGCUGGCCAUCAUCACCAAGAUGACCCUCACCCAGGUGUCCACCUGGUUCGCCAACGCGCGCCGGCGCCUCAAGAAGGAGAACAAGAUGACGUGGGCGCCCAAGAACAAAGGCGGGGAGGAGAGGAAGGCGGAGGGCGGGGCAGAGGAAUCACCAGGCUGCCCCAACGGGGACACCAAAGACGUUAUUGCAAGCCAGGAGGCCCGGGGGCUCCCGCUGAGUGACCUAGAAGACCUGGAGGAAGAGGAGGAAGAGGAAGAAGCCGAAGAAGAGGAGGGAGUAGCCACAGCUGCGGACAGGCUGGCGGAGUUCCAUAAGAGCGCACAGUCGCUGCCCGCUCCAUGCGCAGCAGCUCGAGAAGGCCGAAUGGAACGCAGGGAGUGCAGCCUGGCGGCGCCCCGCUUCUCCUUCAAUGAGCUCCCCGGAUCAGGAGAAGCUGAUUUCCUCGCCCCCGAGACAGGGGGCCCCACGUUGACCAUGCACUACCCUUGCAGCCAGAAACCGCGCAUCUGGUCUCUGGCGCACACUGCAGCAGCCAGCAUUGUUGAAUGUGCACCCCCAAACCGGCCCAGACCGCGAAGUCCUGAGUGCCAUUUGAUUUGCGGACAGCCUCCAGGCUACGCCGGGCGAGCUGCGAUCCCCAGAGACUCCGCGUGCGAUGAGUCUUCCCGCGUAGCCAAAGCCUUUGGAAACCCCACGUUUGCCCUGCAGGGGCUGCCGCUGAACUGUGUGCCCUGCCCGCGGCAGAGGGAGCCUGCAGUGCAGUGUCAGCACCCGUCCGGAGCAGAAGCAGGUUAGCACAAUAACUGCGAUUUGCAGAAGAAUCUUGGAAAUGGGCCCCACUCUUUGAACUCACCUCCACGCUAAGAAGCUGGAAGACCUUGCCACAGACCAGGAACUCUCACUUCGCCUAAGAGACAGAUACACAGAAACCCUCCUAGCAGCUGUCCUUGCACGCAAGAUGGGGGUGGUGGGCAGACAUGUACCCUAUCAAGUCCCAUGGAUGGGGUGGCAGGGCACCUUAGGGAAGGCCAAGUGGUAGACUGGGCAAGUCUGCCAGGAGCACUGACUCCACCAAGUCUCCCUGCUCUGGAUUCAGGGCCUGAAGCCACUUCCUCUCCUGCUCACCCCUGCCCCUCAUCCUCAUCCCCCUCACUUUGUAACUUCAUCGCUGAUCUGGCCCCUAAGGACCAGUGCGUUUUCUCCCCCUUCCCCACUCUACUCCUUGUAUCCUUAAAAAUGACCAAUCCAAACCCA